Molecule: messenger RNA, 2157 nt
Organism: Aspergillus homomorphus CBS 101889
Lineage: Eukaryota; Fungi; Ascomycota; Eurotiomycetes; Eurotiales; Aspergillaceae
Product: catalase-domain-containing protein
Exons: 3
Coding region: 1-2157 (718 amino acids)
Biological process (GO): response to oxidative stress; hydrogen peroxide catabolic process
Cellular component (GO): cytosol
Molecular function (GO): catalase activity; heme binding
Source: RefSeq, a predicted model, not a curated record
AUGUCAAAGCAGGAAGAUCUCGCGCGGGAUACCGUUGACCUCUCCGGAGAUCAGGGCAGCCAGCCCAUGACGACCGACUAUGGGAUCAAGGUGGCGGACCCGGACCAUUGGCUUCGCGUGGCCGAUGCAAAGACCACGGGACCUUCGUUGUUGGAGGAUCCAAUUGCUAGAGAGAAGAUCAUGCGCUUCGACCAUGAGCGUAUCCCCGAACGUGUGGUUCAUGCCCGAGGCGCCGGCGCCUUCGGUACCUUCACCCUCCACAAGGCAAUCCCCGAGCUCACCACGGCCGGUGUUCUGACGGACACGUCCCGCGAGACGCCCGUGUUCGUACGGUUUUCGACCGUCCAGGGUAGCAAGGGCAGUGCCGAUACCGUUCGCGACGUCCGAGGGUUCGCCGUUAAGCUGUAUACUUCCGAGGGUAAUUGGGACAUUGUCGGCAACAACAUGCCCGUCUUUUUCAUCCAGGAUGCGAUCAAAUUCCCCGACGUCAUUCAUGCUGUCAAGCCAGAGCCUCAUAACGAAAUUCCUCAGGGCCAGUCAGCCCAUAACAACUUCUGGGACUUCCAAUAUCUUCAUCCAGAGACUACGCAUAUGCAGCAAUGGGUCAUGUCCGAUCGCGCGAUUCCUCGAUCAUACCGUAUGAUGCAGGGAUUCGGUGUCAACACGUUCUGCCUCGUCAACGCACAAGGCCAGCGUCACUAUGUCAAGUUCCAUUUCACUCCGGAGCUUGGUGUUCACUCUCUAGUAUGGGAUGAGGCCUUGAAAAUUGCUGGCCAGGAUCCCGAUUUCCACCGCAAGGAUCUAAUGGACGCUAUCGACGCCGGCCAGUACCCUCGAUGGAAAUUUGGCAUUCAAGUCAUCCCGGAAGAGAAUAUGGACGACUUUGAGUUUGAUAUCCAGGAUGCUACAAAAAUCUGGCCGGAGGAAUUGGUGCCGAUUGAUUAUAUCGGACAGUUGGAAUUGAACCGUAACGUGGACGAAUACUUCACACAGACUGAGCAGGUGGCUUUUUGUACCAGUCAUAUCGUGCCGGGCAUUGAUUUCUCCAAUGACCCCCUUCUCCAGGGCAGAAACUUCUCCUACUUCGAUACUCAGCUCUCUCGAUUGGGCCCGAACUGGGAGGAAUUGCCUAUCAACCGCCCUGUGUGCCCAUACAUGAAUCUGGUCAACAGGGAUGGCGCGAUGAAACACCGUAUCACCAAAGGCAAGGUCAACUACUGGCCCAACCGAUACAGCACCAACCCCCCUGCGGCGCCGGAACAGGGUGGUUUCGCUACCUAUCCGGAGAAGCAACGGGGUGUGAAGACUCGCGGAUUGUCGGACAAGUUUAAAGAACAUUUUAACCAGGCCCAGCUGUUCUACAACUCUCUUUCGCCCAUCGAGAAGCAACAUGUGGCCAAGGCGUUCUCCUUCGAACUUGAUCAUUGCGAUGAAGAGAUUGUGUAUAAGCGCUUGUCCGAACGCUUGGCCGUUGUCGACCUCGAGCUGGCCAAGACUGUGGCAAAGAACGUGGGAGGCGAUACACCCACCAAGGCCGGUAAGCCCAACGAGGGCAAGACGUCUAAGGGACUCAGUCAACUCGAGUAUCUGUCCGAUGAUGCACAGAUCGCGACUCGCCGGGUUGCCAUCCUGAUUGCCGAUGGUUUUGACCACGAGUCGUAUGUCAGGAUGAAGGAGGCUUUGCAGAAGCAGAAUGCGUUUGUCUUUACCAUCGGCACCCAGCGCCAGGGUGUCACGGCUGAGUCCGGUGAGAAGGUGAUUCCUGAUCAUCAUUUCCCCGGCAUGCGAUCGACCCUGUUCGAUGCUGUGUUUGUCCCCGGGGGCAAGCAUAUCGCUGCGUUGACCAAGAACGGCAUAGCCAAGUAUUGGAUCACCGAGUCAUUUGCCCACUUGAAGCCGAUUGCCGGCAUAAAUGAGGCGGUUGAUUUCAUUCGGAAGCAGAUCAACCUGGACGCAGUGCAGCACGCCUCGAGUGGCGAGAUGGUGGAGAGUUACGGUGUGGUCACCGGUCAUGGCUCCCCAGCAGAGCUCCUGCAGGCAUCGUCGAAGAUUAGCAAGGACAGCAAGGGAUUGCUCGACCGGUUUAUUUGGCAGAUCUCACGACACAGGAAUUGGCAGAGAGAGUUGGAUGGCCUGACUGAUGAAGUCGCUGCCUAG